GCUGCCGGAGUAUUGGGAGAGAAAACCAUGAAAGCCGCCGCCUCCGCCUCGUGCUCUUUGGCCCUGGGACUCCUGCUGGUCGCAGCCGCUCAGCCCUCGAACAACCGGCAAACGCAAAGACCGAGGUCUUUUAAAUGUGGUGGAAUUCUAACUGGAGCAUCGGGGUUUAUUGGGAGUGAAGGAUUCCCAGGAGUCUACCCUCCAAACAGCAAAUGUACUUGGAAAAUCACAGUUCCUGAAGGGAAAGUGGUUGUUCUUUCUUUUAGAUUCAUAGAUUUGGAAAGUGAUAACUUAUGCCGAUACGAUUUUGUGGAUGUGUACAAUGGCCAUGCAAACGGACAGCGUCUUGGCAGGUUCUGUGGCACUUUCAGACCUGGUGCUCUUGUGGCCAACAGCAAUAAGAUGUUGGUGCAAAUGAUUUCGGAUGCCAAUACAGCUGGAAAUGGCUUUGUUGCAAAGUUUUCUGCAGCAGAACCACAUGAAAGAGGAGAUCAGUACUGUGGUGGACGACUAGACAAGCCUUCUGGAUCCUUUAAAACUCCUAACUGGCCUGAUCGAGAUUACCCAGCAGGAGUGACCUGUUCAUGGCACAUUGUAGCUCCAAAAAACCAGCUAAUAGAGAUAAAGUUUGAAAAAUUUGAUGUGGAAAGAGAUAACUACUGCAGAUAUGACUAUGUGGCCGUGUUUAAUGGUGGUGAGAUAAAUGAUGCUAGGAGAAUUGGUAAAUACUGUGGAGACAGUCCACCAGCGCCUAUUACAUCGGAGAGGAAUGAGUUGCUUGUUCAAUUCUUAUCUGAUUUAAGUUUAACUGCUGAUGGCUUUAUUGGUCACUACAAAUUCAGACCUAAAAGAUUACCCACAACCACAUCACCAACCACCACAAGAACUCUCCCUGCCACCACAACUUUGAAGCCUACAGUUGCCCUCUGCCAGCAAAAAUGCAAAAGGAGUGGAACUCUUGAGAGCAAUUACUGUUCAAGUAACUUUGUAAUAACUGGAUCUGUUAUCACAACAAACACUAGAGGUGGAAGCUUGCAUGCAACAAUAUCAAUUAUCAAUGUAUACAAAGAAGGAAACUUAGCAAUCCAGCAAGCAGGCAAAAAUAUGAGUGCCAAGAUUGUUGUUGUCUGUAAACAGUGCCCUCUUAUCAGAAGAGGUCUAAAUUAUGUAAUCAUGGGCCAGGUAGAAGAAGAUGGCAGAGGUAAAAUCCUGCCUAGCAGUUUUACUAUGAGUUUCAAGACAAAAAAUCAAAAGAUCCUGAACGUCUUGAAAAACAAACAAUGUUGAAAUGUGAAUUUUUGCAGCUGUGCCCUUUCAUCUAUCCUCUAAAAUCUCUUUAUACAAAUGAAUGGGGGGAAUUGUCCUUUGUGAGAAAGUGGUGUACUUUCUGGAUUUGUUCAACUAUGUCAUUCAUAUUGACUGAUGUUGCAAAUAUCAAAAGAAAAAUAACCAUGAAUGUCUAUAUUUCCAAACUUUCCGCAGCACCAGCCAUCCUGAAACAUACCAAGGGUUGGAUCUAGGAUCUGCCCUCCAUUAAUGGAAGUCCUGUGCCCAAUUUUGGGGUUCUCCACAUCACAGCUU
Messenger RNA from Elgaria multicarinata webbii, 1581 nucleotides. It is a transcript of the gene PCOLCE2, whose product is annotated as procollagen C-endopeptidase enhancer 2. Bases 28 to 1287 code for a protein of 419 amino acids. NCBI's taxonomy places the organism in Eukaryota, Metazoa, Chordata, Lepidosauria, Squamata, Anguidae. Gene Ontology annotation, molecular function: collagen binding; peptidase activator activity; protein binding. The transcript is spliced from 9 exons. The record is from RefSeq and is a predicted model, not a curated record.